Molecule: messenger RNA, 996 nt
Organism: Plenodomus lingam JN3
Lineage: Eukaryota; Fungi; Ascomycota; Dothideomycetes; Pleosporales; Leptosphaeriaceae
Source: RefSeq, a predicted model, not a curated record
AUGGAGAUGCGCGGUUGGGUUGCUUUGGGUAAUUAUCUUGCAACCCGCAAUGAUCAGGAUUCCGGCUUCGAUCUACUUGUCCUUGAGUCCAUAUGUGAUCGGAAUAAUUUCAAUCGACAGACUGUCUUUGAGAUGCUGAUGCAAUUCGCUGAUCCCCACAAGACGGAAUAUUCACAGAUUGCCCUUGCCGCGCAGCAGGCUGAUAGCAAUGGCAGUACACGAUUGCAGGCCCUGGAACACAUCCAGACCAAACUCCACGACAUGUACAAACUCACCAUUCGUAUCAAGCCAAUGGAUGGUUCCAUGUUCCAGAUCGGCCACGCGACGACCAAGUCACGAAUGCGAGGAUACUUCCAUGAUGAAGCCACCAAGCUGAACUACUACUUCGGAGUCGUCCAAGCAAAGCGUGUUGUGUCACUCACACGCUAUGGGGUUCUCCUGUUAUCAAAUACUCGACGAGGCUCAGCAUCCACCGAUCGUGUCAACCUAGAGACCAAGCAAGCACAACGGCAUGCCCUCGAAUUAUCCACUGCAAAUCAAGCCCUCAAAGCCCAGAUUGUCAAUCUCCAGCGUCGCAACGCAGAGCUUCUACGCAUCAACGCCAACAUGGCCCUCAAAAUCACGAAUAUGGGACACUACCAACCUGCCGGCUAUGUUCACGUGCACAAUUCAUCCUCGGCACAAGACCGUCCCACACCUUCGCGCUCCACCUCAGCCCCAAUUCAGAACAUGUCUUCCACCUCGCAUGCCUCAGCGCAAAUCUUCCAUCCCGCUGAGCCCGCUUACAAGCCCCAGAACCCCAAGCUGACUCCCCCGCGUAAAACCCUCCCCUCAACUGCAACACAAAAUCCACCCCCUGCGCCGUCUGCCGCUCUGGUCGACAAGUACGCCAGUGUCUUUGACGGCCUGAGCCCGCAGUCCCCGCCUGCGCUCCGCUUGACGAAUUCGCGCACUGGCGAGCAGGUCGCUGCGUCGGGAUCAGUGCAUGAUAUAUAG